Messenger RNA from Trichosurus vulpecula (common brushtail), 12700 nucleotides. RefSeq names its product transformation/transcription domain associated protein (gene TRRAP). The record is from RefSeq and is a predicted model, not a curated record. Gene Ontology annotation, biological process: regulation of DNA-templated transcription; DNA repair. NCBI's taxonomy places the organism in Eukaryota, Metazoa, Chordata, Mammalia, Diprotodontia, Phalangeridae. The coding region runs from base 103 to 11688 and encodes 3861 amino acids. Gene Ontology annotation, molecular function: transcription coregulator activity; protein binding. Gene Ontology annotation, cellular component: nucleus; NuA4 histone acetyltransferase complex; SAGA complex. The transcript is spliced from 73 exons.
CUCCGGGAGCCAUGGGCCUUGUUGCUGCAGGAAGAGCUGCAGCCUCUCAGGGUUGGCCUUGACUCCAUUCUUCUAAGGAACACACACUAACUCAAAAGAAAAAUGGCAUUUGUUGCAUCACCCGGGCCCACAGUGAUUGACCAAACCACUUUGAUGAAAAAAUACCUUCAGUUUGUGGCUGCUCUUACAGAUGUAAAUACACCGGAUGAAACAAAACUGAAAAUGAUGCAAGAAGUUAGUGAAAAUUUUGAGAAUGUAACAUCAUCCCCUCAGUAUUCUACAUUCCUAGAGCAUAUCAUCCCUCGAUUUCUCACAUUUCUACAAGAUGGAGAAGUUCAGUUUCUGCAAGAGAAACCAGCACAGCAAUUGCGGAAACUGGUUCUUGAAAUAAUUCAUAGAAUACCAACAAAUGAACAUCUUCGUCCUCAUACCAAAAAUGUUUUGUCUGUGAUGUUUCGAUUCCUGGAGACUGAAAAUGAAGAAAAUGUGCUUAUUUGUCUAAGGAUAAUUAUUGAACUGCACAAACAAUUCCGUCCAACAAUCACACAAGAAAUUCAUCAUUUUUUGGAUUUUGUGAAACAGAUAUACAAGGAGCUUCCAAAAGUAGUGAAUCGUUAUUUUGAGAAUCCUCAAGUGAUCCCAGAUAACACAGUUCCUUCCCCAGAAAUGGUUGGUAUGAUCACAACACUUGCUGUGAAAGUAAAUCCUGAACGUGAUGACAGUGAGACAAGAACACAUUCUAUAAUUCCUAGAGGGUCUCUUUCCUUGAAAGUAUUGGCUGAGUUGCCCAUAAUUGUUGUUUUAAUGUAUCAGCUCUACAAGCUGAAUAUUCACAAUGUGGUUGCUGAAUUUGUGCCAUUGAUAAUGAAUACUAUUAUAAUUCAGGUAUCUGCCCAAGCCAGGCAACAUAAACUAUACAAUAAGGAAUUGUAUGCUGAUUUCAUUGCUGCUCAGAUUAAAACUUUGUCAUUUUUAGCUUAUAUUAUAAGAAUUUACCAGGAUUUGGUGGCAAAAUAUUCUCAGCAAAUGGUAAAAGGAAUGUUACAGUUAUUAUCAAAUUGUCCAGCAGAAACUGCCCAUCUUAGGAAGGAACUUCUCAUUGCUGCCAAACACAUUCUUACUACAGAUUUAAGGAGCCAAUUCAUUCCAUGCAUGGACAAACUGUUUGAUGAAUCUAUACUCAUUGGUUCUGGAUACACUGCUCGAGAGACUCUGAGGCCGCUUGCCUACAGCACACUGGCAGACUUGGUGCAUCACGUCCGUCAGCAUUUACCUCUCAAUGACCUCUCCCUUGCAGUCCAGCUGUUUGCCAAAAACAUUGAUGAUGAGUCACUGCCUAGCAGUAUCCAGACUAUGUCUUGCAAGCUUUUGUUAAACCUGGUAGAUUGCAUCCGCUCCAAAAGUGAGCAAGAAAAUGGAAAUGGGAGAGAUAUUCUAAUGAGGAUGCUAGAGGUUUUUGUUCUGAAAUUCCACACCAUUGCUCGGUAUCAGUUGUCUGCCAUUUUUAAAAAGUGCAAACCUCAGUCAGAACUUGGAGCAGCAGAAGCAGGUUUGCCUGGGGUACCUACAGCUCCCACAGCACCCGCUCCUGCACCUUCACCAGCCCCUACCACACCAGUAGCUCCAGCACCAGUGCCUGUAUUUGAGAAACAAGGAGAAAAAGAUAAAGAAGAUAAGCAGACAUUCCAAGUUACAGAUUGUCGGAGUUUGGUAAAAACUUUGGUCUGUGGAGUCAAGACAAUUACGUGGGGAAUAACUUCAUGUAAAGCACCUGGUGAAGCUCAAUUCAUCCCCAACAAACAGUUACAACCCAAAGAGACACAGAUUUACAUAAAGCUUGUGAAAUAUGCAAUGCAGGCUUUAGAUAUUUACCAGGUCCAGAUAGCAGGAAAUGGACAGACAUACAUUCGAGUAGCAAACUGUCAGACAGUUAGAAUGAAAGAAGAGAAGGAAGUGUUGGAGCAUUUUGCAGGAGUCUUUACAAUGAUGAAUCCCUUAACAUUUAAAGAAAUCUUUCAAACUACAGUCCCUUAUAUGGUGGAAAGAAUCUCAAAAAAUUAUGCUCUUCAGAUUGUUGCCAAUUCUUUCUUGGCGAAUCCUACCACCUCUGCUCUGUUUGCAACAAUUCUUGUGGAGUAUCUCCUUGAUCGGCUGCCAGAAAUGGGCUCUAAUGUAGAACUCUCCAAUCUGUAUCUCAAGCUGUUCAAGUUGGUAUUUGGCUCAGUUUCUCUCUUUGCAGCUGAAAAUGAACAAAUGCUGAAGCCCCACUUGCACAAGAUUGUGAACAGCUCUAUGGAACUCGCGCAGACGGCCAAGGAGCCCUACAACUAUUUUCUGCUCCUUCGAGCGUUAUUUCGUUCCAUUGGCGGGGGUAGCCAUGAUCUUCUCUAUCAGGAAUUCUUACCUCUCUUACCAAACUUGUUGCAAGGACUUAAUAUGCUACAAAGUGGUCUCCACAAGCAACAUAUGAAAGAUUUAUUUGUGGAACUGUGUCUUACUGUACCAGUUCGACUGAGCUCUCUUCUACCAUACCUACCAAUGUUAAUGGAUCCCUUAGUGUCUGCUCUUAAUGGAUCCCAGACAUUGGUUAGCCAAGGCCUUCGGACUCUUGAAUUGUGUGUAGAUAAUCUCCAGCCAGACUUUCUAUAUGAUCACAUUCAGCCAGUGCGGGCUGAACUCAUGCAGGCUUUGUGGCGUACCUUAAGGAAUCCUGCAGACAGCAUUUCUCAUGUGGCCUACAGGGUACUUGGUAAAUUUGGUGGAAGUAACAGAAAAAUGUUAAAGGAAUCUCAAAAGCUUCAAUAUGUUGUAACUGAAAUUCAGGGACCUAGUAUCACAGUAGAGUUUUCAGAUUGUAAAGCAUCCAUUCAGCUUCCAAUGGAAAAGGCCAUUGAAACUGCUUUGGAUUGCCUGAAAAGUGCAAACACAGAACCAUACUAUCGGAGACAAGCAUGGGAAGUAAUAAAAUGCUUCUUGGUGGCCAUGAUGAAUUUGGAUGAUAAUAAACAUGCCUUAUAUCAGCUCCUUGCACAUCCAAACUUUACGGAGAAGUCCAUACCCAGUGUAAUUAUUUCACAUCGAUACAAAGCACAAGAUACUCCAGCCCGUAAAACUUUUGAACAAGCAUUGACUGGUGCAUUCAUGUCUGCUGUCAUCAAGGAUCUUCGACCUAGUGCUCUGCCUUUUGUAGCCAGCUUAAUUCGUCACUAUACUAUGGUGGCAGUAGCCCAACAGUGUGGUCCUUUUUUGCUGCAGUGCUAUCAGGUGGGAAGUCAACCCAGCACAGCCAUGUUUCACAGUGAAGAAAAUGGGUCAAAGGGAAUGGAUCCUUUGGUGCUUAUUGACGCAAUUGCCAUUUGUAUGGCAUAUGAGGAGAAGGAACUUUGUAAGAUAGGGGAGGUAGCUUUAGCUGUGAUAUUUGAUGUAGCAAGUAUCAUCCUGGGCUCGAAGGAAAGGGCUUGUCAGCUCCCGCUCUUUUCUUACAUUGUAGAACGUUUGUGUGCUUGCUGUUAUGAACAAGCUUGGUAUGCAAAACUAGGGGGUGUGGUGUCUAUUAAAUUCCUCAUGGAACGACUGCCUCUCAUCUGGGUCCUCCAGAAUCAGCAGACUUUCCUUAAAGCCCUUCUUUUUGUGAUGAUGGACCUGACUGGAGAGGUUUCCAAUGGAGCAGUUGCUAUGGCAAAGACAACCUUGGAGCAGCUAUUGAUAAGAUGUGCAACUCCUUUGAAAGAUGAGGAAAAAUCUGAAGAGAUUCUAUCAGCUCAGGAAAAGUCUUUCCAUCAUGUGACACAUGAUUUGGUUCGAGAAGUCACCUCUCCAAAUUCCACUGUCAGGAAACAAGCUAUGCAUUCACUUCAGGUGCUGGCUCAGGUUACUGGAAAAAGUGUGACAGUGAUUAUGGAACCUCAUAAAGAGGUCCUUCAAGACAUGGUACCGCCUAAAAAACAUUUACUUAAACAUCAACCUGCAAACGCCCAGAUUGGCCUAAUGGAGGGAAACACAUUUUGUACAACUUUACAGCCCAGACUGUUUACAAUGGAUCUUAAUGUGGUAGAACACAAGGUUUUCUAUGCAGAGCUGUUGAAUUUGUGUGAGGCCGAAGAUGUUAUCUUAAUGAAACUACCGUGUUACAAAAGUCUUCCAUCACUUGUACCUUUACGAAUUGCAGCAUUAAAUGCUCUUGCUGCCUGCAAUUACCUUCCUCAAUCCAGGGAGAAAAUCAUUGCUGCACUUUUCAAGGCACUAAACUCAACAAAUAAUGAGCUUCAGGAGGCAGGGGAGGCGUGCAUGAGAAAGUUUUUGGAAGGUGCUACAAUAGAAGUUGACCAGAUUCACACACACAUGAGGCCUUUAUUGAUGAUGCUAGGGGAUUAUCGCAGCUUGACAUUGAAUGUAGUAAAUCGUCUUACUUCUGUCACUAGGCUCUUCCCAAAUUCCUUUAAUGAUAAAUUUUGUGAUCAGAUGAUGCAACACCUACGCAAGUGGAUGGAAGUGGUCGUUAUCACUCACAAAGGUGGACAGAGGAGUGAUGGAAAUGAGAGCAUUUCAGAGUGCGGGAGAUGUUCGUUGUCUCCAUUCUGUCAGUUUGAGCCUGCCAUGGAAGGGGUAGAGGAAAUGAAGAUUUGUUCAGCAAUUAUAAACCUUUUUCAUCUGAUCCCAGCUGCUCCUCAAACUUUGGUCAAGCCUCUGUUAGAGGUUGUAAUGAAAACAGAGCGGGCUAUGUUGAUAGAGGCUGGCAGUCCAUUCAGAGAGCCCUUGAUAAAGUUUUUGACACGGCACCCUUCCCAAACAGUUGAAUUAUUCAUGAUGGAAGCUACCUUAAAUGAUCCUCAGUGGAGCAGGAUGUUUAUGAGUUUUUUAAAACAUAAAGAUGCCAAACCUCUUCGAGAUGUCCUUGCAGCCAACUCAAACCGAUUUAUUGCCUUAUUGUUACCUGGUGGUACACAAGCAGCUGUGCGCCCUGGCUCUCCUAGCACGAGCACCCUGAAACUUGAUCUUCAAUUUCAGGCAAUCAAGAUCAUAAGUAUUAUAGUUAAGAAUGAUGAAUCCUGGUUGGCAAAUCAACACUCUUUAGUGAGCCAGUUGAGACGUGUAUGGAUCAGUGAAACUUUUCAAGAAAGACACCGCAAAGAAAAUAUGGCUGCAACAAACUGGAAGGAGCCUAAACUACUGGCUUACUGUUUACUGAAUUACUGCAAAAGGAAUUAUGGAGAUAUAGAGUUGCUUUUCCAGCUGCUUCGAGCCUUUACUGGCCGUUUUCUCUGCAACAUGACGUUCUUAAAGGAAUACAUGGAAGAGGAAGUCCCUAAGAAUUACAGCAUCUCUCAAAAACGUUCCUUGUUCUUUCGCUUUGUAGAGUUGAGUGACCCAAAUUUUGGAGAUGAGCUGAAAGCCAAGAUUUUACAACAUAUCCUGAAUCCUGCUUUCUUGUACAGUUUUGAGAAAGCCGAAGGAGAACAGCUUUUAGGACCUCCUAAUCCGGAAGGAGACAAUCCAGAAAGCAUCACCAGUGUUUUUAUUACCAAGGUGCUUGACCCAGAGAAACAGACAGACAUGUUAGAUUCCCUCAGGAUUUACCUUUUACAGUUUGCCACACUUCUUGUGGAACAUGCGCCACAUCACAUCCAUGACAAUAACAAAAACCGGAAUAGCAAACUGCGGCGAUUGAUGACUUUUGCUUGGCCCUGUCUGCUGUCUAAGGCAUGUGUGGACCCAGCAUGUAAAUACAGCGGGCACUUACUCCUGGCUCACAUCAUUGCUAAAUUUGCCAUACACAAGAAAAUUGUCCUCCAGGUUUUUCAUAGUUUGCUAAAGGCUCAUGCGAUGGAGGCUCGUGCAAUUGUCAGACAAGCAAUGGCUAUUUUGACUCCAGCAGUUCCUGCUCGAAUGGAAGAUGGACACCAAAUGCUGACCCAUUGGACUAGAAAAAUCAUUGUAGAGGAAGGUCAUACAGUUCCCCAGCUAGUCCAUAUUUUGCAUUUAAUAGUCCAACAUUUUAAGGUUUAUUACCCAGUGAGGCACCAUUUGGUACAGCAUAUGGUGAGUGCCAUGCAGAGAUUAGGCUUCACUCCCAGUGUUACCAUUGAACAAAGAAAAUUGGCUGUGGAUCUGGCAGAAGUUGUCAUUAAGUGGGAAUUGCAAAGGAUUAAGGAUCAGCAGCCGGAUUCUGAUAUGGAUCCAAAUUCAAGUGGAGAAGGUGCCAGUUGUGCCUCAUCUGCUAUUAAAAGAGGACUGUCAGUUGAUUCUGGCCAAGAGGUGAAGCGAUUUAGGACUGCCACUGGAGCAAUGAGUGCAGUCUUUGGAAGGAGCCAGUCAUUACCUGGGGCUGAUGCUUUACUUGCCAAGCCUAUUGAUAAGCAACAUACUGAUACAGUGGUGAAUUUUUUGAUUAGAAUUGCUUGUCAGGUUAAUGACAACUCCAAUACUGCAGGAUCUCCUGGAGAGUUGUUAUCACGACGUUGUGUUAAUCUCCUAAAGACAGCUUUACGACCAGAUAUGUGGCCAAAAUCAGAACUCAAAUUACAAUGGUUUGAUAAGCUUCUGAUGACUGUGGAACAACCUAACCAAGCUAACUUUGCAAAUAUUUGCACUGGAUUGGAAGUCUUAAGUUUCUUGCUAACUGUUCUCCAGUCUCCAGCAAUUCUCAGUAGCUUUAAACCUUUGCAGCGCGGGAUAGCUGCUUGUAUGACCUGUGGAAACACCAAAGUUUUGCGAGCGGUUCAUAGUCUUCUUUCACGCCUAAUGAGCAUUUUCCCCACAGAACCAAGUACUUCAAAUGUAGCUUCAAAAUAUGAAGAGCUUGAAUGCUUAUAUGCAGCAGUGGGGAAAGUUAUUUAUGAAGGGCUUACUAAUUAUGAAAAGGCUACAAAUGCCAAUCCUUCCCAACUCUUUGGUACCUUGAUGAUUCUAAAGUCUGCUUGCAGUAAUAACCCUAGCUACAUAGACAGAUUGAUUUCAGUUUUCAUGCGUUCUCUACAGAAGAUGGUUAGAGAACAUUUAAAUCCACAGGCGGCAUCAGGAACUGCAGAAGCUAACACAGCAGGGACAAGUGAACUUGUUAUGUUGAGUUUGGAUCUUGUGAAAACUCGUCUUGCUGUGAUGAGCAUGGAAAUGAGGAAAAACUUUAUUCAGGCCAUUUUAACAUCACUAAUUGAAAAAUCAACUGAUGCCAAAAUUCUUCGUGCUGUGGUUAAAACUGUAGAAGAGUGGGUUAAAAAUAAUUCCCCUAUGGCAGCCAAUCAGACACCUACACUCCGUGAGAAGUCCAUUUUGUUGGUGAAAAUGAUGACUUACAUUGAAAAACGUUUUCCAGAAGAUCUUGAAUUAAAUGCCCAAUUCUUAGACCUUGUUAACUAUGUCUAUAGAGAUGAAAACCUUUCUGGAAGUGAACUCACUGCUAAACUAGAGCCUGCCUUCCUUUCUGGCUUACGUUGUGCUCAGCCACUCAUCCGAGCAAAAUUUUUUGAAGUGUUUGACAACUCCAUGAAGCGUCGUGUUUAUGAACGUUUGCUUUAUGUGACUUGUUCUCAGAACUGGGAAGCCAUGGGAAACCACUUUUGGAUCAAGCAAUGCAUUGAGCUCCUAUUGGCAGUAUGUGAGAGAAACACCACAAUUGGGACAAGUUGUCAAGGAGCUAUGCUCCCAUCUAUCACCAACGUUAUCAACCUGGCUGAUAGUCAUGAUCGGGCAGCAUUUGCCAUGGUAACACACGUCAAACAAGAACCUCGAGAAAGAGAGAACAGUGAAUCCAAAGAAGAGGAUGUGGAGAUAGAUAUUGAAUUAGCUCCUGGAGAUCAGACUAGCACACCUAAAACCAAAGAACUUUCGGAAAAAGACAUUGGUAACCAGUUGCACAUGUUAACCAACAGACAUGAUAAAUUCCUUGACUCUCUUCGGGAAGUUAAGACUGGUGCAUUGCUCAGUGCCUUUGUUCAGCUGUGUCAUAUUUCAACAACAUUAGCAGAAAAGACCUGGAUCCAGCUUUUUGCAAGAUUGUGGAAAAUUCUCUCAGAUCGACAGCAACAUGCUCUUGCAGGUGAAAUAAGUCCAUUCUUAUGCAGUGGUAGUCACCAAGUCCAAAGAGAUUGCCAGCCAAGUGCUCUAAACUGUUUUGUGGAAGCCAUGUCACAGUGUGUCCCUCCAAUUCCUAUCAGACCCUGUGUCCUGAAAUACUUGGGAAAAACCCAUAAUCUCUGGUUCCGUUCUACAUUAAUGCUGGAGCACCAGGCUUUUGAAAAAGGUCUGAGUCUUCAAAUUAAACCCAAACAGACAACUGAAUUUUACGAGCAGGAGAGUAUAACUCCACCUCAACAAGAAAUUUUGGACUCCCUUGCUGAACUUUAUUCUCUGUUACAAGAGGAAGAUAUGUGGGCAGGUUUAUGGCAAAAGCGGUGCAAAUUUCCAGAGACAGCAACAGCUAUAGCAUAUGAGCAGCAUGGAUUCUUUGAGCAGGCACAAGAAUCAUAUGAAAAAGCAAUGGAAAAGGCCAAAAAGGAACAUGAGAGGAAUAACGCAUCUCCCGCUAUCUUCCCAGAAUAUCAGCUUUGGGAAGACCACUGGAUUCGCUGCUCUAAAGAGUUGAACCAGUGGGAAGCUUUGACAGAAUAUGGCCAGUCAAAAGGGCAUAUAAAUCCUUAUCUCGUUCUGGAGUGUGCUUGGAGAGUGUCCAACUGGACUGCGAUGAAGGAAGCAUUGGUUCAGGUGGAACUUAGUUGCCCAAAAGAGAUGGCAUGGAAAGUCAAUAUGUAUCGAGGAUACUUAGCUAUUUGCCACCCUGAAGAACAGCAGCUUAACUUCAUUGAACGUCUUGUGGAGAUGGCUAGUAGUCUGGCCAUUCGAGAAUGGCGAAGACUUCCCCAUGUGGUUUCACAUGUUCACACUCCCCUUCUUCAGGCAGCUCAGCAAAUCAUUGAACUUCAGGAAGCUGCACAGAUAAAUGCUGGUUUGCAGCCAACUAACUUGGGAAGGAACAACAGCCUCCAUGAUAUGAAGACUGUAGUGAAGACCUGGAGGAAUAGGUUACCUAUUGUAUCAGAUGAUUUAUCUCACUGGAGCAGCAUUUUCAUGUGGAGACAACAUCAUUACCAGGCUAUUGUAACUGCCUAUGAAAAUAGUUCGCAGCACGACCCCAGUUCCAACAACGCUAUGCUCGGGGUUCACGCGUCAGCUUCAGCCAUCAUCCAGUAUGGAAAAAUUGCCCGGAAACAAGGGCUGGUCAAUGUGGCUCUGGACAUACUGAGCCGCAUUCACACCAUUCCUACCGUGCCCAUUGUGGACUGUUUUCAGAAGAUUCGACAGCAAGUCAAGUGCUACCUCCAGCUGGCUGGAGUCAUGGGCAAAAAUGAAUGCAUGCAGGGCCUUGAAGUCAUUGAAUCCACAAACUUGAAGUAUUUCACAAAGGAGAUGACGGCUGAAUUUUAUGCUUUAAAGGGAAUGUUCUUGGCACAGAUUAACAAGUCUGAGGAGGCAAACAAAGCUUUCUCAGCAGCUGUGCAAAUGCAUGAUGUGUUGGUGAAGGCCUGGGCAAUGUGGGGUGAUUACCUGGAGAAUAUAUUUGUGAAGGAGCGGCAGCUUCAUCUUGGUGUAUCUGCCAUCACUUGUUAUUUACAUGCAUGUCGACAUCAGAAUGAGAGCAAAUCAAGAAAAUACUUAGCCAAGGUAUUAUGGCUCUUGAGUUUUGAUGAUGACAAAAACACGUUGGCAGAUGCAGUAGAUAAAUAUUGCAUUGGAGUGCCGCCUAUCCAGUGGCUGGCCUGGAUUCCACAGCUAUUAACUUGUUUAGUUGGUUCUGAAGGCAAACUUCUUUUAAAUCUCAUAAGUCAGGUUGGAAGAGUAUAUCCUCAAGCUGUUUACUUUCCCAUAAGAACUCUAUAUUUGACAUUGAAAAUUGAGCAGCGAGAACGUUACAAAAGUGAUUCUGGGCAGCAGCAACCAAGUUCUGUAGGCAAUCAGUCCCAUUCUGCAUCAGAUCCUGGACCAAUUAGAGCCACAGCCCCAAUGUGGCGCUGCAGCAGAAUUAUGCAUAUGCAGAGGGAAUUGCAUCCAACUCUUCUAUCUUCUCUGGAAGGCAUUGUUGAUCAGAUGGUCUGGUUCAGAGAAAAUUGGCACGAAGAGGUUCUCAGACAGCUUCAGCAGGGCCUGGCAAAAUGUUACUCUGUAGCUUUUGAGAAAAACGGAACCGUUUCAGAUGCCAAAAUCACGCCACACACUCUCAAUUUUGUCAAGAAGUUGGUCAGCACAUUUGGAGUUGGCCUGGAAAAUGUGUCUAAUGUCUCUACCAUGUUUUCCAGUGCUGCCUCUGAGUCUUUGGCUAGAAGAGCACAAGCAACAGCACAGGAUCCUGUCUUUCAGAAAUUGAAAGGACAGUUCACAACAGAUUUUGACUUCAGUGUUCCAGGAUCAACAAAGCUUCACAAUCUUAUCUCUAAAUUGAAAAAAUGGAUCAAAAUACUGGAGGCUAAAACCAAGCAGCUUCCCAAGUUCUUUCUCAUAGAAGAAAAAUGUCGUUUUCUAAGUAAUUUCUCUGCACAAACUGCUGAAGUCGAGAUCCCUGGAGAGUUCCUAAUGCCAAAGCCAACACAUUACUAUAUCAAAAUUGCAAGAUUUAUGCCCCGAGUAGAGAUAGUACAGAAGCACAACACUGCAGCCAGAAGACUAUAUAUCCGCGGGCAUAAUGGGAAGAUUUACCCAUAUCUAGUCAUGAACGAUGCUUGCCUGACAGAGUCUCGAAGGGAAGAGAGGGUUUUACAGCUUCUUCGCCUUUUGAAUCCCUGUUUAGAGAAGAGAAAAGAAACCACAAAAAGGCACUUGUUUUUCACAGUUCCUCGAGUUGUGGCAGUCUCUCCACAAAUGCGUCUUGUCGAAGACAAUCCCUCUUCUCUUUCCCUUGUGGAGAUAUAUAAGCAGCGUUGUGCCAAGAAGGGCAUUGAGCAUGACAACCCCAUUUCUCGUUACUACGACAGACUGGCAACGGUGCAAGCACGGGGAACUCAAGCCAGUCAUCAGGUCCUUCGUGACAUUCUCAAGGAAGUUCAGAGCAAUAUGGUGCCUCGAAGCAUGCUAAGAGAGUGGGCUUUGCACACAUUCCCCAAUGCCACUGAUUAUUGGACCUUCCGAAAGAUGUUCACAAUCCAGCUAGCACUAAUUGGUUUUGCAGAAUUUGUAUUUCAUUUGAAUAGACUUAAUCCAGAGAUGUUACAGAUUGCGCAGGACACUGGCAAACUUAAUGUUGCCUAUUUUCGAUUUGACAUUAACGACGCUACUGGAGACCUGGAUGCUAAUCGUCCUGUUCCAUUCCGCCUCACACCUAAUAUUUCAGAAUUCUUGACCACAAUUGGGGUCUCUGGUCCAUUAACUGCUUCCAUGAUUGCUGUUGCCCGGUGUUUUGCACAACCAAACUUUAAGGUUGAUGGCAUUCUGAAAACAGUGCUUCGGGAUGAAAUUAUUGCUUGGCACAAAAAAACACAAGAGGAUACCUCCUCUCCACUCUCAGCAGCUGGGCAGCCUGAGAACAUGGACAGCCAGCAGCUGGUUUCGCUGGUUCAGAAAGCUGUGACUGCUAUCAUGACUCGACUCCACAAUCUUGCUCAGUUUGAAGGAGGAGAGAGCAAAGUCAACACGCUUGUAGCAGCUGCAAAUAGUCUGGAUAAUCUGUGCCGCAUGGAUCCUGCCUGGCAUCCCUGGCUAUAAUUGGAAAUGUCAGCAGCUGUUCCACUGCUUGCACUAUGAGCCAUGCAUUGUGUUAGGAGGAAAAAUGUGAAGAGGUCUUUUUAACUCUGGCUUACCUGUCACUAACUUUUUAACUUCUUUCCCUGGUUAGUUUCAAAUCAUGUUUACAGAAGUCCUGUGGUUUACUGGGUUUCGAUUCAUUUCCUAAAAUAGUCAUGUACAAAAGAAGUGAUUUAUUAUGCAGAGAUAGCUUUUAAAACUUUCUCUAAGAGUUGGGAUGGGAAGGGGGGUGGGCAGCAGAUUUUACUUAGAUGAAAUUUAGUUUUAGAGAUUUUGCUAUCAAUAAUGGCUAGACGAUUAGGAAUGGCAGAUCUUAAAUCUACUGUAAACAUUUUAAUACCUUCUAAGAAACCAGAAUUCUCCACAUCUGGAUUUCCCUUGUGAAAUUAUUUUCCUUCCUUUGUACGAAUGUACAGUUUGGACUGUUAAUUCAGUACUGUUAGAUUUUAACCCUUUCAGAACCACCCUUACCACCUUACGGGAACUAUAUUGGUUUGUACAGAUGUUUGUAACAAGUGUACAGAAAACCCUCUUUUGUUAAAAAACCAGAAAAUUAUGAACAAAGUGUGCUGGCUUUUCUCUGAGCACAAGUUUAUGUACAGUGAAACCAUAACCAGUUUCGGAAAUCUAGCUUAGUGUUGGACAUUAUGUAUAAACAGGGCUUUGUAAUACUAUAGAGAAAAUGCCAUCCCUUCAGAUAUUAUGUAUUUGAAUGUAACUGAUAGAAAGCAGGAUGGUAAGAGUUCUUAAUGAGCCUUCUGGUUGUUUUGGGUGAAUUUUAAGACACUUCUAGAUUUCUCUUACUACAAUUGCUUCUGAAAAAAGCAAUUUUUCUUUUUAACUUAAAAACAAAUUUUAAGUUUACGUGACUCUUUAUGUUGUGUUAGCAUUUUUAUAAAUCUGCAGUGUUGAGAAUGUUCUCUCUAAAUUUGUACAGAGUGAUUUUUUUCAGAAUAAAUAUUUUGUAAAAUGA